Molecule: messenger RNA, 900 nt
Organism: Canariomyces notabilis
Lineage: Eukaryota; Fungi; Ascomycota; Sordariomycetes; Sordariales; Chaetomiaceae
Product: DltD domain-containing protein
Exons: 3
Coding region: 1-900 (299 amino acids)
Source: RefSeq, a predicted model, not a curated record
AUGACGGUCCUUCCACGCCAUCGACCGGUCGAGUGCAAAACCAUUGACGGCACCACCAUCGCAGGAUGGCUCUACACCGUUGAGGGGCCCGCUCCGGCCAUCAUCAUGUCCCACGGUUUCAACUGCGUCAAGGAAAUGACGCUCCCAGAAGUCGCCGAGGCGUUCCAUUCCUUGGGGUAUAAUGUGCUCCUGUAUGAUGCACGGAGUGUAGGGGCCAGCGGCGGGCAACCGCGGAACUUGCUUAACCCUCUGCAAAUGGCCGAGGACCUUUCUGACAUCUAUACGUACGUCGCCGGCCUGCCGAGCGUCGACUCGCAUCGCAUCGUUCUGUGGGGAAUGUCAUUUGGCGGCGUCGUGUCGGCCUGCUGUGCUGCCAUCGACCGACGGCCCAAGGCCCUGGUCAUGGUCUGCCCGCUCUUCCACUACGUGGCGCCGCACAAGGCCGACAAGGCGUACGCACAGCUGAUUAAGGACCGCGUCUCACAGCUGCGCGGCAACGAGCCGUACUCGCUUGCGCCGUUCAACGCCAAGGGUGACAAUCCCAUCGGGAUGCCGGGGGGACUCGAGGCGUACACGCUGAUGAAGGCGGCAACCGAGCUCGGGCAUCCGGAUUUUCGGGAUCGCAUCAGCUUGCAGACGUACCAAAAGCUGGCCAUGUUCAGGCCGAAGGAGUACAUGGACAUGAUCAAAGCGCCUACUAUGAUGAUCAUUCCCGAGCUUGAUGGAAUCUCGCCGCCUGAGGAGCAGAAAGAGGCUUUUGCGCGAAUCACGGCGCCCAAGCGGGAAUAUUGGGCUAAGGGGAAAGGGCAUUUGAACAUUGCCACGGGUGACGGGUCAAAGGAGAUGGUGGCGGCGACGGCUGCGUUUUUCAGGGAUGCUUUGGAGGGCCAGAUACAAUGA